Messenger RNA from Dermacentor silvarum, 1188 nucleotides. It is a transcript of the gene P32, whose product is annotated as complement component 1 Q subcomponent-binding protein, mitochondrial. The transcript has 6 exons. The record is from RefSeq and is a predicted model, not a curated record. Gene Ontology annotation, biological process: cytosolic ribosome assembly. Lineage: Eukaryota; Metazoa; Arthropoda; Arachnida; Ixodida; Ixodidae. Bases 163 to 966 code for a protein of 267 amino acids. Gene Ontology annotation, cellular component: mitochondrial matrix.
UCACGUGACUGGAACAGGAAAUUGAGGAAAUCGCGGAGCACGUUUUUGUGGCGUGGUCCCUGGUGCGUGGUUUGCCUCAACGUUGGUCUGCUGCCGUGCUUUUUCUUCGGGGUUUUUGCUUUAGGCCUACGGGGCAGGUUUGCCUAGCUUUCAGCAUAAAUCAUGGCAGCAAGCGUUAUUGGAUCCGUGACCCGAGUUUGUAUGAAACCGGCACGAUGCGGUGCUGUUUUCAGGGCGCUGAAGCCUUUAAGUGAGCCCGGCUACAAGUCCAUGUCCAGCUCUACUCUGUCCCGCACACUAGUGUGCCGGCGCACUGCAAGAUCAAGUCCCGUGCGAACGGCGGUCUGCAGCUACAGCCAAGCAAGUACCAAAGGUGACCAGGAGCUUGCCGAUUUUCUUGUGGAAGAAAUCGAAGCGGAGAAGAAGGCAAGGAAGUCAGCGCAGAUUCCGAAGAUCGAAGGAUUUGACGUUAAAACGGAGGGAUCUGAGGUUACCUUGACGCGAUCUUUCAACCAGGAAACGAUCACUGUUCGACUGAAUGUGAACCACUCUGUGGAUGCAGAGGAUGCUGAUGAAUUCACUGCCAGCCAGGAUAAUGCACCUGAGCCAGGGGAGAUGAAAUCCAAGCCCAACUUCACCGUCGAGAUUGAGCGUGGUGGAAAGAAACUUUACUUCAGCUGUACCUUCAACGAAGGGGCUGAACCUGAGGGUCAGUCCGAGAACUAUGCAGACAGUUUUGGUGUGGCUGAGUUUGCCAUCUAUGAAGGAGAAUGGACAGAUGAGGUCUACACUGUGUCUGGUGACAUCAUGGAUGGGUAUCUGUAUGACCUGCUGAUGAACAUGCUUGAAGAACGUGGAAUUUCCAGCGAGUUUGGUUACAAUCUUGUCAACUUCUGCACCGUCUAUGAACACAGUCUUUACAUUGGCCUGCUGGAAAAGCUCAAGGACUUUGUCUCAAAAAAGUAGAGCUGUGCUUUAUCAUGGUGAAGCCUGUCUGCAAGGACUCUAGUAGUACCAUGUCUGUAUUGAUGUAGAUACAUUUAUAUCCUGUGUGUAAGCAACAUAUGUGGAUGCAGUCCACUAUGUUGCCAGAAUGUCCAUUUAGUGUGUAUUUCUGCUGAAGUUUUCACACUGUUCACACAAACAAAAGCUUUCUUUCAUUGUAAACAAUAAAUGUUACUGCGGAAA